CCGGAUUUGAACUUAUGUCCUCUUGAAUCCAGGGCCGGUGCUUUAUCCGCUGCGCCACCUAGCUGUCCCCAUCUAUGCCUUAUCUAAGACAAAUAGCACAGGGCCAAGCGCAGAUAUCUGAGACACUCCACUAAACACCUGCCAAAUUGACAUUGAACUAUUAAUGACUACUAUUUGAAUCUGAACAGUCAACCAUUUCCGCCAAACUGACCUUAAAAGACUCUUUAUAUAAAUUUUUUUCAAAAGCUUUUGAUGACUUCCUGACAUAUGUAGGAUGAUGUCCAAACAUUUUAGCAUGUCAUUCAAUUGAAUUCAGCUAAAUUUUUUUUAUAACUAUAAGCACUGGGGGACGUGGUUCUCCCAGUGGAAUAACCUUGUCCAUCAUUAACAUACUGAAACCAGUACAAAGCCAUAUUUUUACUGUGACUCUACUUCUAAGGAAACAAAGUGUUUAACUGGCCAUCCACUGGCAAUAUAGACUUACAUAGGUUGGCCUGGGGUUCCCCAGUGCACUACUCAUGAAGUUAGAUGCCUUUGCACCCCAAGAGUAACAGUCAGCAAGGAAAACAGCUCCAAAGGACAGAACAUCAGAAAGCCUGAUGGGUGAAAAUCAUUCUUUGCUCUUUUAAAAGUGACGCUAGAAUUCAUUACCAAUCAGGACCCUUAUGGUUAUUCUUCAUGGUAGUUAAGCUUGGGGUUAUUCAGCUUUGCACAUAAAGCUCAGUUUGGAAAUAUACAGUUUAACAGAUGUUAUAUUGGGAGGUUGCCACAUACAGAAGAGGAAACUGACUUGCUCUAGGUCACCCAGUUAUCAGCUGGAGAUGUAUAAACUAUCAUUAUAGUAAUAAUUUUAAAUUUCUGGAACAUAAACAAACUCUAAACAGGAUGAGGCUAUUUUUUUUUUUUAGAAAAGAGCAGUCCUCCAGGUAAGACCUUGAGAAACAUACUUGCAAAAUUUUUGAGAUCUAAUCACAGAGAUUGUAUUUUACAAGAACAAAAUUAUCCCUCAAUUAUCCCUCAGAUCUUGGAGGAAAAGGUGUGUGUAUGGGGAAGGGGACGUAUACAAAGUGAAAAGAAACUUAGCUAUUACAAGUUCAGAAUCUGGCCACACUGACUUUUAUCUUAAAAAAAAAAAAAAAGGAAAUAUUUAAGGAGUUAAAGGACUUGAAAUAAUUGGUAAAUGGGUCCUACAGAGACUUGAAAAUAGACAAAUUAGAGGGAAAACUCACAGAGACCAUCAUCAUCAUUAUUAUCAUCAUCAUAGCUAGCAUCUAUAAACUACUUUAAGGUUUAUACAUGGUCGUCUCAUUUUAUCCUCACAACAACCUGAAGACAUAGAUGUCUAUCUUUACCAAUGGUUCCCCAUUUUAAAGAUGAGGAAACCGAGGCAAACCAGCCAAGUGACUUGUUCACGGUCGCAUAGCCAGUAAAUAUCCGAGACCAGAUUUGAGCUCAGGUCUUACUGACUCCAGGUCCAGCUAUCCACUGAGCCCCCUUGCUUGCAAAUGGUUGUGUAUAUAAGAAAGGGAAAAAAAAACCCUACAAUGUUUUAAGUAUCUUACCUGGACUGUUUUUGAGAAGGAAUUGUGGUUCUUCUGGGUUUGAAAGAAGGUUGAUUUUUUUUUUUGUUCCCUGUUGCCUAGCAACAGUAUCUGCUUUCUGAGAACCAACCUAGGUAAGUACAGAGAGGCUCAGCAUCUCUAGUUUUGCUACUUGGUGAUCCACUCUUUGGCUAUAGCAACUUAUGAGACAAAGAAAUACACAAAACAGCUCAUAGCCAUUGUCCACUGUGAGGACAGUGGCAGAGUGGUAGAAAAUAAGUUAGAAAUACCACAAUUUUUAGACUAUCUACAAACUUCAACUUACAGCUGUUGGUUUUCUCUGAGACCCUUAUCCAAUGAUAGUGAGUAUGAAUGUACCAUUCACUGGAGUCUUGAAGUUCUCAGCAAAAACAAAAGCAGAAGAAAGAAGCCACAGCUAAAUGGGAACAAUGGCUCAUAGGUACUCCUUAGACAGACAAAUAAAAGAGUUCAUCUAAAGGCAACAAGAAACAUUUCAUGGGACAUUUGGUCAUCUUAUACUUCAGUGUAAGUAGUACUCGUGAUAAGUAUUUGGGGAAAAAAACCAUGGUGAAAAUAAUCGCAGCAUAUUUACCAUCAGUUGCAGAAAGAUGUAGAGAACUCUGAAGAACUUGGUAAGAUCCUCCAAAUUCAAUCAGUUUAUACUUUGAUUGUUGUUGUCAAAGGAUAUUAAAGAAGCAUAUGGUGUGUGUGAGAAGGCUGCAAUGUAUAACAAAUGAAAAACUUCAAAGAAGGGGAGUAAAAGAUGAUCUCUGGGAAUGUAUGAAAGAAAAAAGAUGUGCUAGUCAUGUGGUAAGGAUUAAGGAUGAGAAAUGAACAGCCCUCCUGCUCCACCGUGGACAUAUCAGAAGAAAGCAAGGAAGGACCCCUGGAGUGUUAGAUGCCUACUAAGUGAGAUUGGUGAAGACCCCUCAUAAAAUUUAAACUUAAAUAAGUAAAAUAAAGUAAAGACCCCUAAUAAUAAUAUAUGUGCAUAUGUGUGCCCAGGUCAGGAAGCUUGUAAAUAGUCUGGAUGGAUAUGUUCAAAUUGUUGCAAAAAUAAUCACCACCACAAAUUAUUCCAGGAUCUGAAAUGAACAAAAACAGGAUGUACUAAGAGGAUACUUGAAGGAGUGGAAGGCAGGUGCAACCUAUGUAAUGAUUCUGUAAUUUCCUCUGCUGUUGCUGGGGUAGUUUUUUUUUUUUUUUUUUUUUUUUUUCCGUGUUUAGAUUCUGCCCUCUGAAGCCCAGCCAAUGGGUUAAGAGGUAGGGGCUAGGGAGGAGUUGCGGAUGACACCACCUGCGGUCUUACAAAGAACUGCCUUUCAGUGUGAGUCGCCCUUUCUCAAGAUCGAAAUAAAAUCUUUUCUACUUUCUACCUGGAGAAGCAUUUGAAUUAAUUUGGGUAAGGGUCUUCGCUGUCCCACACACUACCAUCCCCAAGAUAUGGCAAAACAUGGACAAAAGCUGUACAGGAAGGACGUGUAUGGAUUUUGAUCCGCUUGGUUGAAGGAGCAUCCAAAUUGAUGUAAUCUUAGAUUGAACUGAGUACCAGUCCUAGUACAACUCACCUUACUUGAGUGUUACUGACAAAUGUGUAUAUUUACACAUGAAAGUUUCCAUGAUUCUAAACCCCAGUGAUUUCACCCUUCUCUAUAUUGUUUUUUGCGUCAAUACUCAGUACCAGAAAUUCUUGGUUAUCUGCCCAGAUACAGACUAGAUGGCUGCUGAAAUCACUGAAAAUUCCGAGAAUCUGUGAUCCGAGAAUGUCUGUACAUUUGGCGGAUCCUUCCAUUCUGGGACCAGGAUGUGAAGGGCUUUAAAGGCCAAACAAGGAAGUUUGCACUGAUUCUAGGGGUUUCCCAGGCCCCAAACCUGCCCUCAUCUGCUGGAUGGAUGAAGAGACAGAGGUCUGGGGUCCGGAUGCCCAGGACCCCGAGGAGGCGGGGGAAAGAGGAACGGUAAAUAUAGGAGGAGUCAGGAACAGGGCUGAGAAGUGGAAGAGAGAAGGGCCUGGAGUCCAGGAAGCUGAUGAAGCACAUAGGAAGAACAGUCAGUCAGUUGAGGCUCUGCCAGGCCCACACCAAGAACAAGGAAACUCUUCUUGCACUGACUGUGGCAAGACUUUGCAUAAACACUCUAUCACUGCACUCCACCAAUGUAAUCCCAACCGAAAGCGGUCAUAUGUGUGUCCUGAUUGUGGACGCCACUUUGCUUAUCCCUAUUUACUAGUCAGCCACCAGCGAAUGCAUUCUGGGGAGCGUCCCUAUCCUUGUAAUCAGUGUGAGGCACGAUUCUUCCAAAAGAAGUACCUAGUCCAACACCAGCUAAUCCACACAGGUGAGAAACCCUACACGUGCCCUGAAUGUGGACGCUGUUUCAGACAGAGAAGGUCCCUAGUCAUCCAUCAGCGGCGCACACACACAGGUGAGAAGCCCUAUUCCUGUCCUGACUGCAAGCGCCAAUUUGUCUAUCCCUACCAACUGGCUACUCAUCGUCGUACUCACACAGGGGAGAAACCAUACUCCUGUGCUGAGUGUGGCUGCCGAUUCACAUAUUCUUCCUUACUGAUAAGCCACAGACGUAUUCACUCUGAUGAAAGGCCCUUUCCCUGCCCUGAGUGUGGCAAGCGGUUCAAACGGAAGUAUGCCCUUGAAGCACACCAGUGGAUCCAUCGUUCUGGCGCUGAGAUUUGGAGAAGCAUGCCAUCAGCAAGACAGUCUGCAGCAGAAUCCUCUGACCAGGGUGCCCGGGAUCCCCCUGUGCACUGCCGUUAUUACCCAGAUAUAUUCCAGGAAUGUGGGUGAAGGAAUCUGGGAGAGACCUGAAGAAGCUCACACCACUAGCUUGUAUCUUCUCUAUGAAGUACGAGGUCAGGCCAUCUGUGUGUUGGGAGGGAGUGAUAAGAGCUCAGGGUUUAAAGAGUCAAGAGGUCUGGUAGAACUGCUGUGAGGAGUGUUACAGAAACAGAAGGAGAUGGGUUAAAGGACUGAUGAUCUCCAUUAGGAGUUUAAGUUGGACAGCUACUAGAACAGAUCUAGUUCUGCUGGAUUAAGGUUGAGACUCCAGCCUUUCUUGGUACCCUGCUCAGUGCCAAAGUGUUUUGGAAUCAAGAAGGGAGUUAAGUGUAGGUUCUACCCCUGGGGCUCUCAAUGUAAGAACAAGACAAGAAGGCAACACUCCCUCCCCUACAAUUUUGCCCAAACUGGACACAGGUUUGAUUUUCUUUUAUAAGGCAUUGCCUUAUGAAAAACUUGAUAGGUGGUGUCCCACUCAGACAUGGGAAUGCUUUGUGGCCAGUGAGCCUUUUAGAUGAUCCAUUCACUCACCCCAUAAAAUAGAAUGACUCUAGGCAGCUGGCUAGUCACCUUGAAGUUUAAAUAUAAAAUCUCUGGUUCCUACCAGUGUGUGUCCUGCUGGUAUCCAUGUCCCAUUCUAGAAAAGAUGCUCCAUAUAUUAUCUACCAAAUUUAUGUUACUCUAAAAGGGAAAAUGUCCAUUGUUUUAUGGCAGAGGCCUAAGACACAGUCUCUUCUUUUUACCCUAAUUUCUGUCCCUCUGUUUUCCUUCAGUUCAAGACCUGAGUAUUAAGACUGGAGAGUGGGGUGCCCCAUGUGUAGGGUAGCUAUAUAGUACUGUCAUCCUCACUGUAGUACAUUUUCUUCCACUGGGACAAAUAGAAUUUUAGCUGAUUCAGGCCUGCCAUGGAAACAGACUUCUUUAUUAAUAGAUCUCUUUACUUUUAUCUCCAGUUACAAGCAACUCACAAGGCUCUUUUAAUUUGUAACACAAUUGUUCCAUCACUAUACUGACCUUCUUUCUCAUGGCAGGAACAUGUAAAUGUCUUUCUAUUUUUUUGCUUAUCCUUCUGACCUUUUAUACAGAUGUUUCUCUGUUCUUGCUCAGUUUUGUAAAAAGCUUUCUAGACUGUCCCUUACAAGUGCCUUAUUCAUAAUUGUCUUGACUAUUAAAUU
Messenger RNA from Vombatus ursinus (common wombat), 5532 nucleotides. Its product is annotated as zinc finger protein 785-like. Bases 3452 to 4366 code for a protein of 304 amino acids. Gene Ontology annotation, molecular function: RNA polymerase II cis-regulatory region sequence-specific DNA binding; DNA-binding transcription repressor activity, RNA polymerase II-specific. The record is from RefSeq and is a predicted model, not a curated record. Gene Ontology annotation, biological process: negative regulation of transcription by RNA polymerase II. Lineage: Eukaryota; Metazoa; Chordata; Mammalia; Diprotodontia; Vombatidae. The transcript is spliced from 4 exons.